AUGCUCGACCAUUGGAUGAGUGGCAGAAGAAGAAAGAGAUGGCCAAGGCAAAGAAGCGAAAGACUGGCGCCGAAGACAGCAUGGUGCAGAUCACUCGGCCACCCUUCCUUUCAAGGAAGAGUCUUCAAGCUGCGGCCAAGGGUGACAACAUGGUUUACACGUUCGGUGGCAAGACCGCUGAGGAGAUCUUCAAGGACCCUGCAAAGAUUAAGCCAACGACCAAGAACAACAGAGAAUUGCUGGCUGACAGAGGCAACACGGGCAAAGAAGUUUCACACUUGA
Cladocopium goreaui is the source of this 282-nucleotide messenger RNA. The record is from the annotation of a GenBank genome assembly. NCBI's taxonomy places the organism in Eukaryota, Dinophyceae, Suessiales, Symbiodiniaceae.